CAAAGCUGGAAGCCAUUUCGAAGCAGACACAGGGAGAGCGGUCCGAGGCGACCCAGAACAAAAGCAGCCCCAAACCCCGGCGAUGAAGGAAGUGAAGCAGCCGCGGCGGCAGCAGACGGCGGCCAUGGAAGAUGCGUCGGCGGAGCUCGAGCGGCGGAGCCAGUACCUCACCUCCCUCAUCCAACGUGCCAGGGUCAGGGCUGAGGACGACGUGGAGGAGAAAUCUGGGCGACUUGAAGCAGAGCGGCAGCAAGGGGUGGAUAAGAAGGGAACCGGCGAUCGGGGGAGCAGGGAGGGCGCUGAGGAGACGCAGGACGUGCGGGUCAGGGCCGCCGACAUGCCCGUUGCGCUGCAGGAGCGGGCGUUCCAGUGCGCCCGCGAGGUGCUCGACUCGAUGCCCAAGCUCGAUAACAAGCGCCUCGCCCUCACCCUCAAGAAGGAAUUCGACUCAUUGUAUGGUCCAGCUUGGCACUGUAUUGUGGGGAGAAGCUUUGGUUCAUAUGUCACACAUACUUUGGGAGGUUUCUUGUACUUCUCCAUCGAUAAGGUCUACAUACUUCUCUUUAGGACAGCUGUUAAGACAUUGGGCCAUUAACGAUCAUGUUGCAAUUGGACGGUUUCUUCUAGGAAAUAUGGAUGGUUGAAAUGCUUAAAAAAUUUUACUUAAAGUGGAGAGAUCAACUAUUAUGACACUUAAAGUUGUAACGUGUAUCAGGACAUGGAUUGACUGGCCUUUUCUUUGUUAGUUAAUGCCAGAAGCAAUUGUGAUGGUUUUCUUGAAAUGUUAAUGUGUUGUCGGCACCUAUCAAGUGAGGAAAAAGGUGCAGGUUUAUAAUGCGUCUCUCAUGCUCAUCGACUUCUGAAGCAUAAAGCUUGUCUACCCCUUGGCUUCUUCACCUAGUAUGGGCCCAAUUACUUGCAAUAACAAAUUGUGUUUUCUCUGUCACUGAUUCGUUUUAUGAUUAACUCUCUGAAAUUGUUUGCGAAAGAAAUGAGCCUUUUACAUGUUUCCUCAUAAGUAAACCCUUUCCUCCUCUCAUAAGAAAAGCUAGACUUGCUGAUUAUAAAUUUUCAGUACUUCUUCUCUGAGGACAUGAAUUUGUUCAUGGCUUAUUGAUUUUUCUGAUGAAACUCAGCAACAGCAGCUGCUAUUGGCAUGGUAACAAAUUUGAGGAUUCCCUUGAUUCGGUAUGUUUCAGUUGGCCUUACCUGUGAACUUUUUUGUACUCCAUAGCCAAUUUGUUUCUGUUCUUUGGUUUGCUUUUAUUAUUCACUAUGAUCAUUAUCUGAGCCUUCCGCAGGUCUCUCAUGAAUUAUAUACUUCCAAAUUGUCCUACAGGCUCACAAUCCUGUUUUGAUGUUUGAAGGGCAACCAAGAUUGACAGAAGCCAGCGGCUUUCCAUGAAUACAAAUCACAGGACAGAAAAUUGAAGUAAAUAUGUGUCAAAAGCAUCACAAGAAUCCAAACUCCAACGACGAGAUCAUGUGGUACAGAAAAAGCCACAGCAUCAGCUGCAGAGGAGCCACUUCUCAACUGACCAAGUGAAUGGAUGUGCCCUACCAAGUCAAGAACACACGCUGCCCUAAAAGCAGCAAAGGAUCCACAAAGCGUCGCCUCUCUUCUGGUUUCUUUUCUGAACUGAAGCACCACCCAGGUAACAAAAGCUUGAUGCAACGAUUCCCCCUACUCGCUGCAGUGACUAAAAGACUUGGUGACCUACUGUGGGAGAAGGAAGAAGGCAUGCGAAGUUGUGGAGAUGAUGCAUGACGGGGUAUGGCGUCAGUUCAUCAUAUCGAGGCAUGGAUAAGAGCUGCUGGUGUCAAUGGAAACUUCUCAAAGCGGUUCAGUGUCGACAAAUGUCAAGCAGUUUGUUUCUCUGGGCUUGUCUCGGGUCCCAAAUCUGCCAUGAACAAAGCAUACAUAAUCUAUGUCAAUGGGAACUUCUCAAUGUAGGUUGGGCAGCUCAUCUCCUGUAAUUCCAUUCUAACCACUAAUAUCUCCAUUAAUCCUCACAUGAGCUAUUCAAUGAACUGAAGCUAUUCACAGUGUGCAAUCAUAAUGUUUGUCAUUAUGAAUCCAAAACUCACUCGAUCUCUAUA
Molecule: messenger RNA, 2100 nt
Organism: Musa acuminata AAA Group (dessert banana)
Lineage: Eukaryota; Viridiplantae; Streptophyta; Magnoliopsida; Zingiberales; Musaceae
Product: dynein 11 kDa light chain, flagellar outer arm-like
Exons: 3
Coding region: 83-595 (170 amino acids)
Biological process (GO): microtubule-based process
Cellular component (GO): cytoplasmic dynein complex
Molecular function (GO): dynein intermediate chain binding
Source: RefSeq, a predicted model, not a curated record